CAAGUAUGUUUCCAAAAAAGUUAUACCGAAACAAUUCAUCCAAUAAUAACUCAAAUCUUCCUGAUCCAAAGUUUCCACAAUUUUGGUUGGAUGAUUAUGGUUAUGGCAAAGAAAAAGUUCGAGUUAUGGCUUUGGUCAAAGAUGGAUCUUACCAUAAAAUAAAAGAGUUCCUUGUAACUUCUCAUAUGAAAUUGGCAACUCAUAAGGAAUACUUUGAUGCUGACAAUUCUGAUAUCAUUGGAAGCGAUGUCCAAGAAGUGAAUAUUCUUAUGCAUGCUAAGAAACACGGUCUAAGUACACCAGAAGAAUUUGGUCUGAGUCUGUCACAGCAUUUUCUAGACACGUAUCCAAUUGUUGAAGAAUCACAUGUUCGAGUCAAAGAAAAGCCUUGGGAAAGACUCAACGGAGAACAUAAUCAUGCAUUUGAAUUGUCAUCAACUGUCAAACGAUUUUGUGAUGUUGUACGGACAAGAAAUGAUUCUGAACCUCUUGUAAUGAGUGGAAUCGAAGGUCUUCGGAUAAUGAAAACAGCACAAGCUCCAUUCGUUGGAUAUGUCAAAGCCGGACUUCAUACCGAAGGCGAUCAACCAGAUCGAGUUUUGUGUUCAGAUAUUUUUGCAAAAUGGCAAUAUGGGACUUUAGACAAAGUAGACUUCACCAAAAAUUGGCAUCAAAUCAAAGAACUAAUUCUAAUAGCAUUUGCUGGAAAUUCAAAGACGGGUAUUACCACAACAAGUGUUCAGUAUAUUUCAUAUGAAAUAGAAAAACUUGUCCUGAGUAAAGUUCCACAAAUUUCAAGCAUGGCAGUUACUUUACCCAAUAUAAAAUUUCUUGAAUAUGAUUUCAAUCACUUCGGUGGAUGUCAAUCAAGUGUUGGAAAUCUAAGCAUUUAUCAACCAUCUGAAGAGCCAUAUGGAAUUGGAUUUGCAAAGUUGGAUAGAUUGUCGCUGUCGUCGUAUGGAAGAAAGAGCAAAAUUUAAAUAACCUGUCAAAAAUAUAUAUGUACCUUGUAAAAUAGAUCUUUGAAGAAAGUGAAACUACACAAAAUUCAAUUUUUAAAAAUAUUUGAAGAUGAUAUAAAAUUUCUAUUCAGAACUUAAAUACAAAUCAAAUUAAUUUGUAUCUGGUCUUCAUCUUUCGAAAGAUAAUUAUUCGAAUCAAAAAGAAGUAAUUUCAAGUUUAAAUACAAAUUUCACUUUCAAGUUGAAUAAACAAAUCAUUAACAAACUAACAUCUCGUUGGUGUCAUCUAUUCCUUAAAACCACAA
Eupeodes corollae is the source of this 1267-nucleotide messenger RNA. RefSeq names its product uricase-like. Gene Ontology annotation, biological process: urate catabolic process; purine nucleobase catabolic process. Gene Ontology annotation, molecular function: urate oxidase activity. Bases 6 to 980 code for a protein of 324 amino acids. Lineage: Eukaryota; Metazoa; Arthropoda; Insecta; Diptera; Syrphidae. The transcript is spliced from 4 exons. Gene Ontology annotation, cellular component: peroxisome. The record is from RefSeq and is a predicted model, not a curated record.